Gigantopelta aegis is the source of this 3973-nucleotide messenger RNA. Its product is annotated as glutamine-rich protein 2-like. The record is from RefSeq and is a predicted model, not a curated record. The coding region runs from base 78 to 3782 and encodes 1234 amino acids. The transcript has 9 exons. NCBI's taxonomy places the organism in Eukaryota, Metazoa, Mollusca, Gastropoda, Neomphalida, Peltospiridae.
ACGUCAUUCAACUGUCGGAGUCAGCUCGGUUUUCUGAAGCUGAAAGUGUUGUUAAUUGGUAACUCGAAUCUAUCAAAAUGUUAAGGCCAUUAAGUCAGUUAGUCAGUUUGGCCAUACGGACUCCAGAAAAAGGCAUCGUCAAUUUCGAUAUAUUGCGUAUUUUGUUACAUGCUAUGCUAAAACAGUUAAACAUUCAGGAUGUCGAAGCAGAUAUUAAUACAGAUUUUGAUUUAACCGACGUUUCAGUCAUAUCUCUAACAGAAGGAGAUGUACAACAGUUGGAGGAUAGCCAGAUGAAUGAAGAUUCCGAAGAUGAUAAGAAAAUGGGAGAUUCCGAAAAUGGUAAAAAACAAGUAGAGUCGAGAAAAAGAUCAAAGGUCCCGUACAAUUCUCUCGCACGGAAAGUGGACGAGCUAGCUAAACAAAUGGAGGAUCUUAACGCCCUCCCUACCAAUAAGGACUUAUUUGUGAGAACAACGAUGGCAGACGGCGAGCGUGCGGCCGUGACCGACAUGUGGAAGACAAUGCAGCUGAAGAAAAGAGUGGACGCAAACCAAGAUGGGGUUGGGAAGUUGAUGUCAAUGGUGGAAGAUCUCAUGAAAGACAUGAAGGCACUAAAUGACACCAAAGAAGAGCUCAAAAAUAAAAUUGAUGAUCUGGAUAGAUGUCACGCCGACAACAACCUGAUGCUCGAAGAUUUAAAAGAUUCUUUGAAUGAAGUGCGAGAGAUGCGCCAUUCAGUCGAAGAUCUGGACCAAUUCAUAACAUGGCCUGUUUUGGAAGAAGCGCUUAAUGGCUCCAGGGAAAACCUUUUAGAAUUGCUUAAUUCAGCACCGGAAGAUUAUUAUGACUCAGAACCAGAACAAACACAACGGGAUCAAACAGAGAAAAAACCCAUCACGAAAAGAAAAGCAACAGCUAGAGGUACUAGGAAAAAUAUAACAGAUGGAGGGUCUGAAUACGAAUCGGAUGAAAAUGCCACAGAAAGACAGGCGAGAGCACAAACACCAGAUGAAUAUGGUUUAAAAAUAAAGGCAGAAAAUGGAGCUGUCUCUGAUGGAUAUACUUCAGAUACACCACAAGACGGAGAUGCUGCAACGACGCAAUCACAGGAAGAAAUUGCUGCUAGAAAGGGAUCACAAGAUGGAGAAGCCUCUAGGAAGGGAUCUUUAGGUGGAGGGACCUCUAAGAAGGGAUCACAAGAUGGAGUGGCAUUUAGGAAGGGAUCACCAAAUGGAGUGACCUCUAAAAAGGGAUCACAAAAUGGAGGGGCCUCUAAGAGUGGGUCACAAGAGGCUGGUGCCUUUAGAAAAGGGUCACAAGAGGGUGGUGCCGCUAGGAACAGAUCACAAGAUGGAGGGGCAUCUAAGAAGGGAUCACACGAUGGAGGGGCAUCUAAGAAGGGAUCACACGAUGGAGGGGCAUCUAGGAAGAAAUCACAAGAUGGAGGGGCCUCUAGGAAAAGAUCACAAGAUGGAGGGGCUUCUAGGAGUGGGUCACAAGAUGGAGGGUCCUCUAGUAGGGGAUUACAAGAGGGAGGUGUGUCACGAAGAGGAUCACAAGAGGGAGGUGCGUCACGAAGAGGAUCACAAGAAGGAGGUGUGUCACGAAAGGGAUCAUUGGAGGGUGGUGUCCCUAACACGGGAUCAGCAAUGGGAAGUGAAUCUAUGAGGGGAUCACAAGAAGUCGAAAUUGCCGAUGGAAGUGGAUCUGAUGAGGGGAGUAAUGGUAAGACAAAAUCACUAGGGGAAUUCGAAUAUGAGUCUGGACAGGAAUCUAAAGCGCCAUUAAACCAGCUACUUCCAAGAAAGUCUAUAUCUCAAGAAAACAUUGCUGGUGUACCCGAAGGACAUGAGGAACGCUCCCCAGUAACCAAAUCCAAAUCACGAGACGCCUCGAGUAAAAAUGGAAAUACCGGUCAAGGAAAGGCGUCAGCUUCAACGGUCAGCACAGAGAGUGAAAGUUCAUCACCUCAACCUGAAGAGUAUGAAUUGCAAUCUACACUAGCUCCUCUACCAAAACAUAGUGCUGCUUCGACACCAGCCCCAUCAAACUGGAGAUAUGAACCGUCACGUGAAAGUCAUUUACAGGCACAGCCAGCUUUUGCCAGAAGGAGAAGCAGUACUGGACCGUCCAAUCAGGUUCUGGAUUACUUGGAGAACUUGGGCAAGUUGAAAACCGCCCACGAACAACUGAUGGACAGGGUGUUCAACCUAGAGAAACUAACGAAUAACACGGCAGAUAAAACGAGCGGAAAAGAUGAGCUUUCGGCAGAACUAAGUCGAAUAAAGAAGCAUUUAGACGAUAUUAAAGACGAUAAGUCAAAGCAAGGCAAAAAAGCAUCAACCGACGGGGAAUAUGGUCUGGGACAACAAAAACUGAUGAUUCUUCCACCGAUUCAUGGAACCACUGGCACCCCUCAACAAGCUGUUGGCACCCCUCAACAAGCUGUUGGCACCCUUCAACAAGCUGUUAGCACUCCUCAAGCUGUUGGUGCCCCUCAAGGUGUUGGAAGUCCCCAGCAAGCUGCUGGUACCCCUCAAGCUGUUUGGACUCCCCAGCAAGCUGCUGGUACCCCUCAAGCUGUUUGGACUCCCCAGCAGGCUGCUGGUACCCCUCAAGCUGUUUGGACUCCCCAGCAGGCUGGUGGUACCCCUCAAGUUGUUUGGACUCCCCAGCAGGCUGCUGGUACCCCUCAAGCUGUUUCGACUCCCCAGCAGGCUGCUGGUACCCCUCAAGCUGUUUCGACUCCCCAGCAAGCUGCUGGUACCCCUCAAGCUGUUUUGACUCCCCAGCAAGCUGCUGGUAUCCCUCAAGCUGUUUCGACUCCCCAGCAAGCUGCUGGUACCCCUCAAGCUGUUUGGACUCCCCAGCAAGCUGCUGGUACCCCACAAGCUGUUUGGACUCCCCAGCAAGCUGCUGGUACCCCUCAAGCUGUUUGGACUCCCCAGCAAGCUGCUGGUACCCCUCAAGCUGUUUGGACUCCCGAGCAAGUUGCUAGUACCUCUCAAACUGUUUGGACUCCCGAUCAAGCUGCUAAUACCCCUAAUGCUGUUUUGACUCCCCAGCAAGCUGCUGGUACCCCUCAAGCUGUUUGGACUCCCGAGCAAGCUGCUGGUACCCCUCAAGCUGUUUGGACUCCCGAGCAAGCUGCUGGUACCCCUCAAGCUGUUUGGACUCCCCAGCAAGUUGUUGGUACCCCUCAACCUGUUUGGACUCACCAGCAAGCUGUUGGUACCCCUCAACAAGUUGCCGGUCCUAUUCUUCAAGACGCUGCUGUUAUCACUCAGCAAACUGCUGGUAGUAAUCUUGAACCUGGUGAUAUCACCCAACCAUCUGCUAGUGCCAAAGGUGCUGAAAACACUGAUGAAUCUCUUGAUUUAACCGAUAUACUUGCAAAUGCCGUAGCUACAACCAGGUUUGGAGUUAAUAUGCAGGAACCGUUCAGAUCUGUGUUCAUAGAACCACAAGGAAGGUUAAGGAUAACUGACACACAGGCAUUCAGGAAACUACUGGAAGAGUUUGAGGACUUAGAUACUAGAGACAAUAAUAUAUUUGGAAAAUCUAUCAAGACUCCUAAAAUAAAGCGAAAAAAUAUGCAGCAGCAGCAGCAGCAGCAGCAGCAGCAGCAGCACAACACGAGGAUAGUGCAAUGCAGGAUGUGGAGACGCCGAGGGGACAGCCGCAGCACGUGGGUCUGCACUUCCUCGAGUUUGGAAGCAUGCUGGACGAUCAGUUCGCUUACACCAAGAACAAGCUGCUGGAAUUGGACGAUAAAGUGAAGAAACUGACCCACGCUAUGACUGGAGGUAGUGCGAUUGAGCCUUCCAAGAUGGCCGGCAGUAGUGUGAGUGCUGUUGCCGUGAGGCGGAUGCAGCAGGCGAUACAACAGUUGCAGGAGCAGACGGAGGGUCUGCAGGACAACAUAAAAGAUCUCACGGAGGAAAACACGAAAAAAAACCAAGAGUUACAG